Messenger RNA from Cladocopium goreaui, 993 nucleotides. The record is from the annotation of a GenBank genome assembly. NCBI's taxonomy places the organism in Eukaryota, Dinophyceae, Suessiales, Symbiodiniaceae.
AUGUCCGAGUCCGGACGCAUCAAACUAGACGAGGCAAAGCUGACUCGACGCGAUUUAUGCAGAAGACUUUCUGGGAGGAGUACCAUCGGGCAAGUUCGCGCCCAAGCGCAUCGCACGAAUGGUUUUUGGGGCCUCAGCAGUGUGUGGAGGUAUUGCUUCAAGGAACCCUGCAGGAGAUUUGCAAAUCCAAACCAUGGAGAACGCAGGGAGCCUCUUUGUGUGGCAGCAGAGCUUCACGUGGUGAAUGUGGAUUUCAGUCCUAUUGCCAUAGAGGCCAUGCGACAAAUACAGAACAGUGACAUUGGUGCGAUGCGAAACCAGUGGCUUGUGGCAGACAUUCGAGACAUGCCAUUUCAGAGCAGCAGCUUCGACCUAGUGAUAGACAAGGGCACUUUCGAUGCGUUUGAAGCCUCUCCAAUUCGUUCGCCGGAUCAAGGCACCCAUGCAAGCGAUGCAGAUGGAGUAGCAUCCCUUUUCAAGGAGGUGAAUCGUGUUUUGAAGGUAUCCGCCGAUGCAGCAUGGCUGCAGUUCACACACACUGCACCGGAGCUCCGAUUGGAGGUCUUAAGUCGAGUUGCCCAAAGAGAGGCAUGGCAUAUUGGCUACAAAAGCUUGGGAGAGGACGAGAAUGGCUUCGAGUAUUUUGUGUAUUUUCUUCGCCGAAGGCCCAAAUUUGAGCUGGUGCGGGCAGAAAGAGACCAGGUGGCAGCUCAGGUUGGGCUAUUUGUGGAAGAGGCGGAGGUUGGACGUGCUCUGACCACACCAAGCUAUUCAGCCUUUGGUGAAGGUCUGAACCGAGGGCUUGAGGCGUGGAAGCGCCUCUCCGCUGCAAGACAAGUGGAUCUCGAAGCCGCGGCACCGGUGCCGAAGCGCAUAAGGACAAACCACUACAUCGGGCGGCAGCAGCAGGAUGCAACAUUCCAGGCUCCGAAUAGUAAACGUGGCGUCAUGCAGAGCUGUGUGUUUGUCACGGGUUAUCCCAAAAGCAUCUAA